Messenger RNA from Heterostelium album PN500, 1116 nucleotides. RefSeq lists its product as uncharacterized. The transcript is spliced from 4 exons. The record is from RefSeq and is a predicted model, not a curated record. The coding region runs from base 1 to 1116 and encodes 371 amino acids. NCBI's taxonomy places the organism in Eukaryota, Evosea, Eumycetozoa, Acytosteliales, Acytosteliaceae.
AUGUAUAGUGAACAAACAUUUACAAGAGAUGAAUUGAAAAAGUUAACUAAAGAUCAACUCUAUCAGAUCUGUGUACAGCAAAGCUUUGCUCUCAUACCGAGAAGCAUUACAACUAACAUUAAUCAACAAUUAUUUGGUGUUGUCAGUCUGAUGUUCAACAAUGUCAAACUUCGAGCAUUAUCAAAAGAUCCACAAAUAGGCUAUCAUUUAGAUAGACUUACAAGUGUAUGGUGUCCAAUUAAACAUAUCGUUAAACUUACGGUCAACAUGCCCAUUUUCGAAUAUUUAAUGAAACAACAAUCUGCUCAUCUCGCUCAUAUUCUAUCGACUGUUGAAAAUCUAAAUAUUCUUCACGACACCAAUUACAAACGUUUACAAUUGACAAGCAUCAAGAACUUUGGAAUCAUUGCCAAACCUCGCUCGCUCUGCUUGAAAUAUCUAACUUUGGAUUCCAAACAACUGAAUGCAAUAUGUUCAAUUAAAUCACUUCAAAAGAUAGAGAUUUGGAACUUAUUUGAACGUACAUGCGAUUAUUUCACAGUGUUAUGCAACGGUUUACCAUUGCUUGAAUCACUCAGAUCGAAUUCUUUUGAUGUCAGUCGUAUCCCAAAGUCAAGUCGCUCGACAAUUAAAAAGCUUUCAGAAGUUAGUUUGAAAUCAACCAAUGAAACCUUUGAAUUCCCAAAUCUCCAAAAGCUAUCUAUGGCAAGACUGAACUACAACCUAGAAAAUAUCAAAUCGAUCUUCUUUAAAUAUUUCUCUCAAUCCAACAAUAUCACACAUCUAUCGGUAUAUUUGAAGUUUAAAAUCAAUAUUUGGGCGCCAAUCAUAAGAAAGUUAAGGUGUAUAGUCACUCUCGAGGAUUUAGAACCUCAUAGACAAUAUGAUCGUAAAGAAUUCUCCAAACUUAGAGAUGUCAUACUACCAGCAUCGCUAUCUCGAAUCAUCAUUUGUACCAUGAGAGAUUUUGACCCAAACAACUAUUUAAUUGAUAUUGGAUACCAAUAUUCCAAAGAUGAUAUUCGUUCAUAUGAUUGCAUGACUAGAAAAAUGAUUUUUAAUAAAAUAAUUAAAAAAGAUCUUGAAAAACAAUGUUCAAUUGAAAUUAAGAUCUAA